This is a messenger RNA of Durio zibethinus, 1667 nucleotides long. Its product is annotated as rhomboid-like protein 19. Gene Ontology annotation, cellular component: Golgi apparatus; membrane. The record is from RefSeq and is a predicted model, not a curated record. Lineage: Eukaryota; Viridiplantae; Streptophyta; Magnoliopsida; Malvales; Malvaceae. Gene Ontology annotation, biological process: retrograde vesicle-mediated transport, Golgi to endoplasmic reticulum.
GGUAUUCCAAGUCACGCGCUUUCCUUACCCCUUUGGUCACUCCGAUCCAAAGCGUUAAGAAACCCAAAAAUUAUAUCAACACAAGAAACCCAGAAAAACAAAAUCUCAUUCUUUUACUUUCACUUCCAUUUUCUUUCAGAUUACUCCACCGUUCACCGGAAAAGGAUAUCAACUUCUAUACCAUGAACUCUCCGGGAACUGGGAUAUUCAGUGGAUUUACAAAGCUAUGCAAGGGACUAGCAGUGAUACUAAUCGGUGGCCACAUUGUGGUUCAGCUUCUUCCUUCCUCUGUUACUUAUCUUGCUCUUAUUCCCGCCAGGACGAUUCCUUUUGGUUGGAACCUCAUAACUGCUGGUUAUAUUGAACAAUCAGUACAUGGGGUGGUUGUCAGCACUCUUGGUCUUAUUUUCCUGGGGAAGUUGCUUGAGCCUAUAUGGGGUUCUAAGGAGUUCUUGAAGUUCAUCUUUGUAAUUAACUUUCUAACUUCUAUCUGUGUUUUCAUUACUGCUAUUGCCUUGUACUACAUAUCAAGGCAGGAAAAUUACCUUUACAUGCCUCUUUCUGGCUUCCAUGGGGUGCUGGCUGGCUUCUUGGUUGGUAUCAAGCAAAUUGUACCUGACCAAGAGCUGUCUUUGCUGAAAAUAAAAGCAAAGUGGCUGCCAUCACUUAUGUUGUUGCUUUCCAUUGCCAUAAGUUUCUUCACUCCAGAGUCAGCAACAUACCUUCCAACUUUAAUAUUUGGAACAUACAUUGGCUGGAUUUACCUCAGAUACCUGCAGAGAAAACCAGAAGCAAAACAUAGGGGUGAUCCAAGUGAAGAUUUUGCAUUCUCUACAUUCUUCCCUGAAUUUCUCAGACCAAUCAUUGAUCCCAUUACAUCAAUAUUUCACCGGAUGCUUUGUGGAAAAUCUGAAGCUUCCACAGAUGCUCAGGGUUAUACCUUGGGAGGUGCAACAUUACCUGGUUCUGACCCCAUUGAGGCAUCAAGGAGAAGAGAAAGAGGGGCAAGAGCACUAGAGGAGAGAUUGGCAGCUGAGAAGUUGGCUAAUCGACGGAAUUCGGAAGAGUCACAGAUAGAAGGCGCUGAUAAUGUUUGAUUGCUCAGAAACUCCACCAUCAUCGAUAACUACAGAGGUUAUGCAAUCUCAGGAGAAGUAUCUUUUUGUGGACUCUGGUUAACAGUUCUGUUAUAUAUUUUCCGUGGAUUAUGAUUCUCACAGUACACAAAUUGCUUUUCACUUUUGCUUUUUUUUUUUUUUUUUUUUUUUGUGUUUUAUGCACAAUGAUCCAUAUAUAGAGUAGAAAUGGAAAGAAGUUACCCUUACAUUAAAAUGGAGGCAAAAGUCUUUUUUUUUGUUUUUUUUGUUCUUAUUUGAGGGUUGCUUGUAUAAUUUGAUUUUGGACCAUUUUCAUUACACUUUCAAUGAAAUGUGGACCUUUUUCUGUGUACGAGCUUUGGGUUUUGUUCACCGUCUUUGCCCUCACUGCCAUACAUCUCUCACUCUUUUUGUGAUCUUUUAUGUUAACAUGCUUCAGUGUUAUCGUCAUCAACAUUCAACAGACUUCAGGAAAACAGACUUCAGUAACAUUUUCCUCCAUAUUUUUCCUUCAUAUUUUUCAGGCAUGACAGUUUAUGUAUCCAUAUUUAUUUAUUUCAUAUCAAAUAC